UGAAGCUCAUGUGACUGGAGCUCGAGACGUGUCUGCAGUCACAGGGUUUAUUUAACACGUACUUCAAAUCCACCCACAUACACUCAUUUAACCAGCAGCGGAGUCGACAAACGCCUCCCAUGACCUUCAUUCGACAACAACAUCAUUUCUAGCGUCCUAGUUUCGAGUUCAGACACUGGACUCUUUACUACGAAAACUAGAUUUCGGCACAAUCGACCCUUUAUGCGAAGGAAAUACAUGUGGAAUUUGAUGAGAAAUUGAAGGAUCGUGUUGUUAUUUAUAUAUAUAUAUAUAUACAUAUAUAUAUAUAUAUAUAUAUAUAUAUAUAUUGAAAAUACCCUGUUCUUACAUUUGUAAGACAUAUUCAUAGUGGGAAAUGGAGAGGAUUACCAGUGCCCAGCCUCCACCAUGUAUGGCCAAACACGCCUCGCUGGAUAUCGCUGACAUGCAAGGAAUGGAUUUCCCUAUGUAUGUGUACAAACCCCGGAGGGGAAUGAAGCGGAGUGAGGACAGUAAGGAUACGUACAAAUUGCCUCAUCGAUUGAUCGAGAAGAAAAGGAGAGACAGAAUAAACGAGUGCAUCGCGCAGUUGAAGGAUUUGCUGCCCGAACACCUCAAACUCACUACUCUGGGACACUUGGAAAAGGCUGUCGUGUUGGAGCUCACGUUGAAGCAUGUGAAAGCACUUAACAACCUGUUGGAGCAGCAGCAACAGAAAAUCAUUUCCUUGCAAAAUGGAAUGCAAAUCGGUGAGCAGGGCCAUGGGCACUCUGAGAACAGUGAGGAAAUGUUCCGUUCCGGGUUCCAUUUGUGUGCCAAGGAGGUUCUUCAGUUCCUCACCAACCAGGAGAACAUGCAAGACUUUUCACCUGCACACAUAAUCAACCACCUUCAGAAAGUGGCGUCUGAUCUCAUCCAGAGCCCGCCGAGUCCUCGCCUCGAGGAGCCCACUUCCAAAGUUCAAGAGACCUGGGAAAAACCAGCAGGUCCGCUGCCGAAAGCCGCUGAGGGCCACGCAAAGAAUUGCGUGCCCGUCAUUCAAAGGACUUAUCCCCACAGCAGCGAGCAGAGCGGCAGCGAUACAGACACCGACAGCGGCUAUGGGGGUGAGCUCGAAAAGCGUGACCCGAAAGCCCAGCGGGCAAUCUAUUACGGCAAAGACAGCGGAGAUCUCAAGUAUGGCGGCAGCAUUAAAGAGGAGCUUGACGAGCCGCAGGCCAAGCGGCAAAGGUCCGACUCCUCUGAAGACGAGUCUCUUUCAGGGCAUGAGGUGGUGGGUGGCCACAGCCCCUACGUGAGCUUUUCUCCACAUCAGCCACCUCUUUGCAUGCCCUUCUACCUCUUUCCAUCCGGCGCAGCCGCUGCAUACCUGCCAAUGCUGGAGAAGUGUUGGUACCCGGGGGCCAUGCCCGUAUUGUACCCAGGCAUUGGCGGCUCCCCUGAGAAACUCUCCUCAUCCAUGGUCAUGUCUUCAAGAGUGGGCUCUCCUGUCACCCCUCCCACCUCAAUGGAUUCUCCUGCUCUCCUGCAGGCCCUGAAACAAGUUCCCCCUUUAAACCUGGAAACCAAAGACUGAAGAUUCAGUCCGGCUCCAAGAAUUGCCCGCUCUCUGAAUGUUUAGGUCUUGAGAGUGGACUUCUCUGCUGAAUAAGCUCCCUGAGAGGGUUAGGUUGAAGAGCGUGGAAACGCAAAGUUCAAAGAUAUACCCUCUACGACAGCCAGCAGCUGUUCUGAUCCUCUCAGAAGUACGACGGCCUCCCUUUGACCGCCGAGACACAACACACACACACUCUCUCUUAUCAGCCCAGUGGCUAGUUUCCUCCACAACCAGCAUACACGCAUCCAGAGACUGAACAUCAACGCAGACAGGUAUAGGAGGCCCAGUGUAAAACACUGUGAGACACUGUGAAGAACGUCAAAAUGAGGACAAUGAGCUUGUAAAGACCUGGGGUAGGCGAACGGCUACUCUCUGCACUUGUAUUGAAUGUUGAAUUUCAAAACAACACAAAACCAAUAACCUAGAAUGUGAUGUGCAGCAGUCCCCCAUUGAUAAGGACUUUUCCCUUUGCACAAGCACCUUUUCAGUUGUUGAAUGUAAAAGAAAUACAUUUUUUAAUAAAACGUCUCCCCUGUAGAUGCUGCUUUGGACAUUUUCUCUGUGCCGUGGAAGCUUGAACAGAAAGCUCCACUCUCUUUUGCUUCUGUUACUGCUUUAACCGAUAAGAACCGUCCUUUUAGACUAGAAUGCUACCAAAUAAUUGUCUUUGCUUUGGUUGACGCACAAAUCUGAAAUGUGCACCAUUCUCAUCUUGCUCUCACCCAUCACACCACAAACGGAGUCGCUCAAGUUUUUUUUACAUAAGAA
This is a messenger RNA of Xyrauchen texanus (razorback sucker), 2365 nucleotides long. It is a transcript of the gene bhlhe40, whose product is annotated as basic helix-loop-helix family, member e40. The record is from RefSeq and is a predicted model, not a curated record. Bases 377 to 1576 code for a protein of 399 amino acids. Gene Ontology annotation, biological process: circadian regulation of gene expression; anterior/posterior pattern specification; regulation of transcription by RNA polymerase II. Lineage: Eukaryota; Metazoa; Chordata; Actinopteri; Cypriniformes; Catostomidae. Gene Ontology annotation, cellular component: nucleus. The transcript has 5 exons. Gene Ontology annotation, molecular function: RNA polymerase II cis-regulatory region sequence-specific DNA binding; DNA-binding transcription factor activity, RNA polymerase II-specific; protein dimerization activity.